GCAUUAGCGCUCGGGCGCCGGGCACUGCGCGGGGGGCUGGGACCCGAGAUGAAUACCUCGGUCCCGCGGACGAGACCGGACCGCGCGGCUCCCGCCCCGCCCCAAGUACCGCGAGAUCACGUGGCGCGGCUACCAUGGCGGCGGCGUUUGAAGCCCCGGCGGCCUUGGCUCCCGAGGAGAACGCUGCGCCCCCGGAGCAUGUGGCGGAGCCUGUGGCCGCCCCCCGCAGGCCGGCGCGGAGCCUGCGGACGGCGCACGACGUCAGCGGCCCGCGGACCCGCACGGGGGACGUGCUGCUGGCCGAGCCCGCGGACUUCGAGUCGCUGCUGCUGUCGCGGCCGGUGCUGGACGGGCUGCGGGCGGCCGGUUUCGAGCGGCCCUCGCCCGUGCAGCUCAAGGCCAUCCCGCUGGGGCGCUGCGGGCUCGACUUGAUUGUUCAGGCGAAGUCCGGCACCGGGAAAACCUGCGUCUUCUCCACCAUUGCGCUGGACUCGCUUGUCCUGGAGAACGUGAGCACCCAGAUUUUGAUCUUGGCACCUACAAGAGAAAUUGCUGUACAGAUACAUUCUGUUAUCAUGGCCAUUGGAAUAAAAAUGGAAGGCUUGGAGUGUCAUGUCUUUAUUGGAGGGACUCCUUUACCUCAAGACAAAACCAGACUUAAAAAAUGUCAUAUUGCCGUUGGAUCUCCUGGCAGAAUUAAACAACUGAUAGAACUUGACUACUUGAACCCAGGCAGUGUACGUCUCUUUAUUCUGGAUGAAGCGGAUAAGCUUUUAGAAGAAGGCAGCUUCCAGGAGCAAAUAAAUUGGAUUUAUUCUUCCUUGCCUGCCAGUAAACAGAUGGUGGCAGUAUCAGCUACUUACCCAGAAUUUUUGGCUAAUGCUUUGGCAAAGUACAUGAGAGAUCCCACUUUUGUAAGACUCAAUUCCAGUGACCCAAGUCUCCUAGGUUUGAAGCAGUAUUACAAAGUUGUCAAUUUGUACCCUUUGGCCCAUAAGAUUUUUGAAGAAAAGGCCCAGCAUUUACAGGAACUGCUCAGCAGGAUUCCGUUUAAUCAAGCCUUGGUCUUUUCUAAUUUACACAGCAGAGCACAGCACUUGGCUGACAUCCUUACUUCUAAAGGCUUUCCCGCGGAGUGCAUUUCCGGCAACAUGAAUCAGAAUCAGCGUCUCGAUGCUAUGGCUAAACUGAAGCAGUUUCAUUGCAGAGUCCUCAUCUCCACAGAUCUGACUUCCCGUGGGAUUGAUGCUGAGAAGGUGAAUCUGGUUGUAAAUCUGGACGUGCCACUGGACUGGGAGACAUACAUGCAUCGGAUUGGCAGGGCUGGCCGUUUUGGUACUUUGGGAUUGGCAGUGACCUACUGUUGCCGGGGAGAAGAAGAAAAUACGAUGAUGAAAAUUGCCCAGAAAUGUAAUAUCAACCUUCUGCCUUUACCAGAUCCCAUUCCUCCUGGUCUGAUGGAAGAAUGUUUGGAUUGGGAUGUGGAGGUUAAAGCUGCUGUGCAUACAAAUGGCUUAGCAAGUGUACCCAGCCAGCCCCUCAGAAAGCAAAUGCAGAAAAUAGAGAGAACCUCUCAAACUCAGAAAGCUCAUGGUAACCACAUGGCUUCUUGUAGAAAUACUUCCGUAUCUGCACUGUCAGUCAAAUCCAGAAACACCACCAAACAGAAGCUUCCUGCGAGAAGCCACUCGGAGUGUGGGAUCCUCGAAAAAGCAGCAUCGCCCACAGCACCGGGCCGGGCCGGGCAGUCGGAGGAGCAAGAGCAGCACCCUGCCGAGACCCCUGCAGAACGCGCCCACAGCCCGCACCAGGCCAGAGCGGGCUCCCCUGUGCCGCUCCCCCAGAUUCCUUGUCUGUCUGCCUUUAAAACCCGUCCGCCGCGCGCUUUGACUUUUGCAGAAUUGUCGGAGGACUAUGAGCACUAUAUCAAGGAGGGGCUGGAGAAGCCUGUGGAGAUCAUCAGGCACUACACGGGCCCUGGGGAUCGGGCUGGGAACCCUCACAAUGGUUUUGUGAGGAAUGGAAUUGCUGAAGAGAGGGUGCGGGUGUUGGCAAGUAGUAGUCAGUCUGGAGACUCUGAGAGCGACAGUGAUUCUUCCAGCUCAAGGACUUCGUCCCGGAGCAAAGGAAAUAAGGCACAUGUGGGAGGCUCUUCUGACAUUCAGCUGAGGGACUUGGCAUCGACCCCUGUGGCUGGCCAUACCUCUUUGGAACAACCUCUGAAUGGAAAUGACACCCCGAAUCUGGUAGAUUGUCAGGAAUCACCUGAAACCCAGACAAAGGCAAGGCAUAAAGAGGGGGCUAGCCAGAGCGCUAAGCAGAGCCGCAGGAACCCUCGGCGCUCCUCUCGGUCGCAGACAGAGUCCCAGGAAAAUGAGUGGUCUGACCGCCAGAGGGACGCCCAGGCGGGUCUUUCGGGUCCCUACCAGGACUACGAGGAGUACUGGAGAGCUUACUACAGGGCCUGGCACGAGUACUAUUCUGCUGCGUCUCAGUCCUACUACUGGAAUGCUCAGAGGCAUCCGGGGUGGAUGGCGGCCUAUCACAUGAAUACCAUUUACCUACAGGAAAUGAUGCGAGGCAGCCAGUAAUGACGGCCAUACUCAGACCACCCGAAGCAUCAAGUGAUACCUUUGAGUAGCCAUCCGCUGUGACCUAUAGUAGAGUGGCCUAUAGUGGCAUUUUUGAGGAGCUUGAAAAGUCUUAAGGCUUUCUGCUGGGAUACCUUCAUUUUUCAGUUUGUUUGACCUACUGGGUAUAUUAUCUUAUUUUAAGAAACUUAGUGGGCUGUAUUCUUGAAAUAUUUGGGGACAAAGAGCUAAAAGGUCCCAGGUGCCAUUUUCUAUAAGCCAUUCCAAAAAGAAACAUUUGAAAAGACUGCUAUACCACUGCUUAAGAAAAUAAAAAGAGUUGAGGUUUGAAAACGGCUAGUUUAUGCUGCGGAGUUCUUUACAAAAGGCUUGGGCUGCACUUCCAUAGAGGUAUGUACGUUCUUAUAGAAAUUUGUGAUAGGUCAGAAAAUCCCCUUUCUUUUAGGUUUAGGCAGGAAGGAGUAAACGUUGCUUCCAACUUUCCCAAUAGUACUUGAUUUGAUGCUCUUUGCUUCCAGUAAACUUAUUUGUGACAGUAAAAAUACAAACUUAGCCGACUUUGUUGACAUCUUGUUCAUCUGUUGACUAUCUUGUUUCUAAGAUUAUGAACGCUGCCCACUUCUUCACACUGCAUUCAGCAGCUGAGCACAUCAGGAAGAAGAGCAGCUUUUCAUCUUGGUUAGUUUUUUUAAAAAUAUAUUUUAUUGAUUUUUUAGAGAGAGGAAGGGAGAAGGAGAGGAAUGGAGAGUUAGAAACAUCGAUUCAGCCACCUCCUGCACACUCCCUACUGGGGAUGUUCCCGCAACCAAGGUACAUGCCCUUGACUGGAAUCGAACCUGGGACCCUUCAGUCUGCAGGUCGACACUCUAUCUACUGAGCCAAACCAGUCAGGGCUCAUCUUGGUUACUUUUUGGAUCUUUUUAAUGCAUCUGAUGAAAGCAAUGUCCCAGGAAAUGUCUUAUCUGUAAACCAGAACUGGAUGUGUUUCUAAUUCCAAGGGGUUCCGAGACCCUCUGAGCCCAUGAGGAGCUGAGGUUAAGAACGGCCUUAUGCUGGGGGCUAUGGGAAGGUCCUCACUCUUCGUGUGAAGUAUCUGGUGGAGGCUGGAACUCCUGUUCAAACUCUUCCCGUGUGUCCUUGUGUAUUCUAGAGCUUCCCUCAAAUUUCUACCUAAUACUGGGGUCUAAGGGAAGUCAUUUUUCUGUGGUAUACAUCUAUAAAUUAUGAUUUAGAAAAACGUAAUUGUAAGUUAUUCUUUCAUUUCUUCUCUGUGGCAGUCCUAUCAUGGACACAUUUGGCUCCCAGGCCUUUUCUGUGAGCUGUGUUUGUGGUGAGAGAAUCCCUCCUGGAUAGCGAUAUGUAUUUAUUUAGUUUUGAAAAGGAAAGCUCUCUGUGCCUGUGACUGUACUUGGCUAGGCAGCAUAAUCAGUUCCCACAGGGCUGUGAGCACACAGCCGAGGCCAUUGGCAUUUACCUUCCAGCACUCACACAGCACCGUCCCCAAGUUCUGUUUAACUUGGAUUCCUGUUGCUUGGGAUGGCCAGUGGUAGGGUUUGCUUAUAUGUAUCAGGUCUCGCCAGAUUAGAGUGAAUGAAUUAACACUAAAUAGCAAAUCCAUAAUUAGGACCAGUAUGUCAAUAGAGACUAAUUACUCAUUGAAAUAAAAGUCUGUCAUUGCUAUAUAA
Molecule: messenger RNA, 4276 nt
Organism: Myotis myotis
Lineage: Eukaryota; Metazoa; Chordata; Mammalia; Chiroptera; Vespertilionidae
Gene: DDX20
Product: DEAD-box helicase 20
Exons: 12
Coding region: 135-2591 (818 amino acids)
Biological process (GO): spliceosomal snRNP assembly
Cellular component (GO): SMN complex
Molecular function (GO): RNA helicase activity; ATP binding; RNA binding
Source: RefSeq, a predicted model, not a curated record